Messenger RNA from Solanum lycopersicum (tomato), 1455 nucleotides. The record is from RefSeq and is a predicted model, not a curated record. NCBI's taxonomy places the organism in Eukaryota, Viridiplantae, Streptophyta, Magnoliopsida, Solanales, Solanaceae.
AUGCUGUUAAGUGAGUUUGAUAUCGUGUACGUGACUCAGAAGGCAAUAAAGGCACAAGCUUUGGCUGAUCAUCUUGCAGAAAAUCCCGUUGACGAAGAAUAUGAACCUCUCAGGACAUAUUUUCACGAUGAAGAAGUGUCAUUUGUGGGUGAAGAUAUAUCUGAAGCUUAUCCAGGUUGGAGAUUGUUCUUCGAUGGAGCGGAGAAUCACCAGGGUAGAGGUGUUGGAGCAGUCUUGGUAUCAGAAUCUGGUCAGCAUUAUCCUAUGGCGGCUAAACUGCGCUUCAACUGCAUAAACAACAUGGCUGAAUAUGAAGCUUGUGUUCUUGUACGUGCAAAAUCUGUGCAAAAUCUGUGCAAAAGGUUCCGCAAGAUCGAUUUCAGACAUACUCCUAGAAUACAAAAUGAGUUAGCUGAUACUCUUGCCACCAUCGCUUCAAUGAUCAAACAUCCGGAUACUGAUUACAUCGACCCGUUGGAUAUAGACUUGAAGGAACAUCCAGUCCAUUGUUCACAUGUUGAAUCAGAACCAGAUGGUUUUCCUUGGUAUUUCGACAUAAAGAGGAGGACUCCAGAUUUGGGUCUUUUAAGAUGUGUAGAUGCGGCUGAAGCUGUAAGGCUUAUUGAACAGAUACAUGCUGGAGUUUGUGUGCACGGCGAUCUGAUACGGGUGGCACCUCACGAACUUAAUGCUAUGAGUUCACCUUGGUCAUUCGUAGCUUGGGGAAUGGAUGUCAUCGGUCCUAUAGAGCCAGCCGUUUCUAAUGGAUUCGGAGUUCCAGAAUCCAUCAUUACUGAUAACGGUGUGAAUCUCAAUAGUCAUCUGAUGAAAGAAAUAUGUGAACAAUUCAAGAUUAUUCACCGGAGGUCCACUGCUUAUCGCCCUCAAAUGAACGGAGCUGUAGAGGCCGCCAACAAGAAUAUCAAGAAGAUUUUGAAGAAGAUGAUUGACAAACAGCGAGGUUGGCAUGAAAUGUUGCCAUACACUCUACUAGGUUAUCGAACGAAGGUCAGAACAUCGGUUGGGGCUACUCCAUACUUGCUAGUAUACGGAACAGAAGCAGUCAUACCUGUUGAAGUCGAGAUACCGUCACUGAGGAUCAUCCAAGAAGCUGAGUUAAGCAACGCGGAGUGGGUUAGUAAGCGGACUGAUCAACUAGCCUUGAUUGAUAAAAAGAGAAUGGUCGCCGUCUGCCAUGGCCAGUUGUAUAGACAGAGAAUGACUCGCGCUUUUCACAAAAGAGUAAGAGCCAGAAAUUUUGAAGUUGGUCAGUUGGUUCUUAAGCGUAUUUUUCCUCACCAAGACGAGCACAAAGGAAUGUUCGCACCAAACUGGCAGGGUCCCUAUAUGGUUCGUAAAGUACUAUCGGGUGGUGCUUUGGUCCUGUCCGAGAUGGAUGGCGCUGUAUGGCCCAAGCCUAUCAACUCAGAUGCUAUCAAGAGAUACUACGCUUGA